GAGUGGCUUAGUCUUAUUUUUUUUUGUGUGUAUUUUAUCCUCUGACCAAUUUUCUUCCCCUCGAUCGACCCUAUUAUUAUUCAAUUUUUUUUUUUACAAAUGCAUGCUCAUGCUUCAGGAAGCACACAUUUGCGCGCUUGGUAUCCACCACUUGUUGGCUAUUGUAAUGUCUUCGUGCCGAUAUUCCUUCCAAUCGCAUAACGCCUCAAAAAUCUAUCAGCUAAUCAAUACACCACUUAAUUGUUGGAUUAACCCACUAGCAUAUAAAUGGGGGAGUGCAGUUAAAAGUUUGAACAGUUGCAUUUGUGGUGUGAUUUAGUGAAUAUCGAUUCCUUUCAGUGCAAUAAACCAAUUGUGGACUUUUGUGAAAAGAAAAAAACAAUAAAAUGAAAAUGAUUUUUGUGAGGAUUUCACUCCUUUUGCUAUUAUGUUCUUGCGCCCUGGCCACUGUGUCUGUGCCAAAUGCUGUGAUUGUUGGUGGAAUCUUGAAAGCGGCUGCCCUCAAAUCAGCCGCAAUCAAAGUGGCUGCCCUCAAGGCAGCCGCCCUCAAAGGAUUAGCUCUCAAGCACAUCGUCAUCCCAGCCGUUAAGGAACACGUUGCAAAGAACAAAGGGAAAUACGAAGAACUUGGUCAGAAACUUCUUGGUGGUCUUGGUCUUAGUCACCUCCGUCAUCUCGGUGGUCAUCAUGAUGAAUAUGAUGACCAUGACCACGACGACAAGCACGAAGUUCACUACUAUCACGAUAUCCCUAAGCAUCACUACCAGGAACACAAAACUGAACAUCAUGACUAUCAUGACUACCAUGACCAUAAUGAGCACAAGCACGAAGUUCGCUACUACCAUGAUAUCCCUAAAAAGUACUCCCACGGUGGUGGCUACCAGGAAGAACACAGCUAUGGCGGACAUCUCCCUCACUACAGCUACAAAUACGGAGUUAGUGAUCACCAUUCAGGAGAUCAAAAAAGUGCCUGGGAAAGCCGUCUGGGAGAUUACGUCAAGGGGGAAUAUACCGUGAAGGAGCCCGAUGGCACAAAACGUAUCGUUUCCUACCAUUCCGACCCCAAAGGAGGCUUCGUGGCUCACGUCAAGAAAGUCGGUACUGCUCACUAUGGUGCUCACAGUCAUUACGUCAGUCAUCGGGCAGACACCGGCUCCCAGAUUUACGAAUGAUCCCCAACAGAGGGGCAAAGACUGAGGCUAGAGACGCUCCCUCCUGAGUGUUGGAUAGCAUUCCCAUCCCCCUCCAAAUCAUCCCCCAUUCCGGACGUCAAAAGAGCAUUUUACCACCCUCCAACUCCAACCCCUUCGCAUCCGGAAGACCUCGCGCCACACAAAUUUCUCCCCCAUCCCCAAGAUCUCACACACUGCAGGAAAAGUCACCCCAAGGCCACCAUCCCCAAUCUCCCCCCAGAGGCCUCCACAACUUCCUGCCCAGCGAAGGCGAGUUAUUGUUAUUUGUUGUGUUUGUAUACCUCCCCCCCAAAAAAAAAGGAAAAAAAAUGUUGGAAAAUAAAAGCUUUUGCUCCACUCACCAAAAA
Messenger RNA from Phlebotomus papatasi, 1540 nucleotides. Its product is annotated as zinc transporter ZIP6-like. The coding region runs from base 387 to 1172 and encodes 261 amino acids. Gene Ontology annotation, cellular component: extracellular matrix. The transcript is spliced from 2 exons. The record is from RefSeq and is a predicted model, not a curated record. Lineage: Eukaryota; Metazoa; Arthropoda; Insecta; Diptera; Psychodidae.